Scylla paramamosain (green mud crab) is the source of this 3431-nucleotide messenger RNA. Its product is annotated as myc-associated zinc finger protein-like. The transcript has 7 exons. Gene Ontology annotation, cellular component: nucleus. Lineage: Eukaryota; Metazoa; Arthropoda; Malacostraca; Decapoda; Portunidae. Gene Ontology annotation, biological process: regulation of transcription by RNA polymerase II; urogenital system development; embryo development. Bases 1 to 2262 code for a protein of 753 amino acids. Gene Ontology annotation, molecular function: RNA polymerase II transcription regulatory region sequence-specific DNA binding; DNA-binding transcription factor activity, RNA polymerase II-specific. The record is from RefSeq and is a predicted model, not a curated record.
AUGGCCGCCGCAGAGGACAGCCCGCCGCCCUUCGCGUCCAGCAAGAUGCCUGAGGGGAUGGCAGCGGCCCGGGUGCAGGGUGGCGGGGGGGAGCAGGCCGUGCCUCUCCACAGGGCCCUCACGGACGCCCUGCAGAGGAGGCUGAGUGCUGAGGGCGACGAGGACACUGAUGUUCUUAGACGCACGUCCCCACAGGAGCCCCACGCCUCAGCGCUGCCGCCCUCCCCGCCCCCGCAUCCCCACCGCACCCCCAGCUCCAUGCGACACACCCCAGACCGCAGUCCAAGACGGAGCCCCACCGCCCACACGCCCGAGGAGGACCGGCCGCCCAGCCCCGCCGCCCACACUCACACCCGCAGCAGGGCGCCCCUGGCCUUCUCCAUUGACAGGAUCAUGGAGCCCACGCCCAAGCGGGUCAAGGUGACGGAGGCAGCCUCCCCAACCCCCACCCCAGUACGACCCUUAGUGGCAAGACGACCCCUGGACCCCAACACCUUCCACGACCCCCACGCCAGCCUGCGAGACCUUCACGAUCCCAGACUGGCGGGGCUGAGGGCACUGUACGACCACCACCACCACCACCACCACCCGCUUCCCCAGCAGCAGGGGCGCGCUAAGGAGCUUCUGCACGACCCCCGGGCCAGGGACCUCCUCGCCCACUACCUUUCCUCUACCAUUACUACCAGACCCUCCCCCUCCGCCUCCACCACCUCACAGCCCGCGCCGCUACCCCCGCCGCCCGCUGCUGCCCACCUCAGCCCCGCGCCCGCCCACAGACUAACGCCCCACGCCCUCUCAGCCUUCACACGCCUCGACCUCCUGAAGGGGCGGACGCAGGCACAGACCCAGACCUCCCCCGCCCCCUCCCUCGUCUACACCUCCGCGACGACGAAGACCACCUCAGACUCCCCGGUGCCACGCCCUUACGACCUCUCCAUGACGGGCCCCGCUGCCCUCUCCCGCACCACCAUCGUCACCACCACCACCACGACCACCACCACCACCUGUACCACCACGCCCCCCUCCCCCGCUCGCUCCUCCUCCCCCAGAGUACCCGAAGAGACCAGACCAUGUUCAUCUCCAGCCACUUCCCCCGCCCCCCAGCAUCUGCCGCUCCCUGCCCCGGGGGUGGGAGGGGCGGGGAGGCCUGGGGAAGGGGGUACAGGGGGUAUUAGUCGCCCCGGGCCCCCUAUCGCCGCCCCCCGCUCACCGCCGCCCCCCCAGACAGCCAAGCCCCUCAGGGUGACGUCACCGCCUACACCUGCAGGCAGAGGAGUACCCACGCCCUCCCCCGCCCACACCUCCGCCCCCACCACGCCCGCCAGCACCAGCCUCGCCACCAUCGCCACGAACACGCCCGGGGUGGUGGUGGCUGAAGUGGUAGGCGCCAAGAAGAGUGUGGGCGUGGUGGGCGGGAGCGGGGGCGGGGGCGUGGGCGGGGGAGUGGGCGUGGGCAAGGCGCAGAAGACGUUUACGUGUCCAGAGUGUGGCAAGAUUUUCAAUGCGCACUACAACUUGACACGUCACAUGCCUGUACACACCGGCGCCCGCCCCUUCGUGUGUAAGGUGUGUGGCAAGGGGUUCCGUCAGGCGUCCACGCUGUGCCGCCACAAGAUCAUUCACACCUCGGAGAAGCCGCACAAGUGCCAGACGUGUGGGAAGUGUUUCAACAGGUCCUCCACGCUCAACACGCACGUCAGGAUCCACCAGGGGUACAAGCCGUUCGUGUGUGAGUUCUGCGGCAAAGGCUUCCACCAGAAGGGUAACUACAAGAACCACAAGCUGACCCACUCCGGCGAGAAGGCGUACAAGUGCCACGUGUGCAACAAGGCCUUCCACCAGGUGUACAACCUCACCUUCCACAUGCACACCCACAACGACAAGAAGCCCUUCCAGUGCUCCAUCUGCGGCAAGGGCUUCUGCCGCAACUUCGACCUCAAGAAGCACAUGCGCAAGCUGCACGACAACUCGCCCUACACGUCCUCGUCGCCCUCCGUGUCGCCCGUGGCCGAGGGCGCCACGCACGCCGGCUCCUCCACGGUCCCCUUGCCGCGCCAGUUUUCGGUGCUGCCCUCGUUGGUGGGAAGCACCGCCUCGCUGCCUACCAGCAUGGCCGCCCUCACCUCGCUCUCGCACGCGCCCCCCACCAUGCCGCCGCCCCUGCCCUCCCACUUCAUGAACCCCUUCCUCAUCGCGCCGCCCGCGCUGCCUGUCGCCUCGGCCGCGCCUUACCUGCACAAGAUUCCCUCCCUGCUGGGCUGAUGGCUGCUGCUCGCCCACCUGGCCACCGCCUCCUGACGGGCAGGUCACGGCGGCCAGGUCGUCCCUCACGUCAAGCCAAAGACACUUCGUUCCCGCACCGGUGGGCGGCCCGCGCCCCAGACACCAGUGCCCGUCAGCCUCUAGUCCCCCGCUGCCUGGUGGCCGCGGGGUGGCCGGGCACCAGCGCCCAUCCUCGGGCUUCAUUUCAUAUAAUAUCACUCCCGAACACCCGCCCGCCCUUCCCCGCCUCGCCCCGCCCGCCUCGCAGUGCUCAAGACAGUCCCUGAGUCGUCGCCGCCGCUCCCCCCGGACACUCGCUGGGCUACAGAAGCAGCGCGCCUCUUGGCCGUGGUGAGCGGCAGGGGAGGAGCGGCCGGCGAGGGGCGGGACCCCACGUGUGUGCUGGGAGGGUGGGGGCGGGCGGGGCCUUAGCUGUUCCCGCCGCCCCGUGACUCCGUAGCGUCAGGUUGUUAUGUCGUCAGCUGUUCCCUUGCCACGUCUAGUCAGCCGCGUCGUCACGUGACCCUGUACAUACUGUGCAUAGCCCUCAGUGUGCCUCAUGUAUCAUAUACAUGACGGAUGCAUAGACCCUCAGUGUAUAUACCAGACAGUGUCCCAGGCGCCACGCCGCCCUGGCCCGCCGCCCACACCACACACACACACACACACACACACACACACACACACACACACACACAAACACACACACACAAACACACACACUUCUACAAACAUGUUACCUCAGUCAUCUAAACACGAGCCGCGCGUCCAGCCACUCCAUCCCGUGUCCUAGUCGUGGCGAUAACGACCACAAGCCAGGCAGGAGCCAAUCACAGCGAGGAUUACCCGUGACGUCACUAAUCCAAACACUCGGCCUCCACCAAUCCCGAGGCGAGGUCGAGCCGACACUACCGACCAGGCAGCCAAUCAGGUCACCACCGCUCCUCGCUCCCCAGGACAGCACGCCACGAGGACCAAGAACGACCAACACACACACACACACACACACACACACACACACACACACACACACACACACACACACCAAACCAAGCACAGCACACCACACAACAGAACACAACAAAACCAAACACACAAAUAUCACACAAAAACACCCAAUCCUCACUCCCCGGGCCAGUUUGCAAAAUAAAAAGUGAUCACAUCCAUAA